Symbiodinium pilosum is the source of this 450-nucleotide messenger RNA. Lineage: Eukaryota; Dinophyceae; Suessiales; Symbiodiniaceae. The record is from the annotation of a GenBank genome assembly.
GAGCUGCAGCGGUCAGAGCUUGUGGACCAACGCUUGGAGGCGCUGGAAGCCGGCUUCAACGCGAUGCUGGACACUCUACGGCCACUUCUGGGUCAGAGCGGUAGGCCCACCUUUGCCAGCCAGGCCCAGGCGAAGAUUCCUGGCUCCAUCGGCCAGCCAACGGUCGAGCGGUUUAGCGUGAGGCUCAUUACGGCAGAAAGGUUCACUCUUCGGGGAACUCUGACGAUCCUGCAGGACACGUGCAGCAUUCUGGUCAGCUGCCCUUUGGGAGCCUUUGACCUAGUAGCCAACGGUGUAGAAGGCGCGAUGCCUACUGACCUCGGUCGGACUGCUGCCGGUGACGGCGAGGCGAUGGUGUUGUCGCCGCCAGCCAGGGAGGGGGCCUCCAGCUGGGCGGCAGCGCUGGCAGCUCGCUUCGCGCCCCUUGGAGUCAACAGUACUGGAGUAUCG